Tupaia belangeri chinensis (Chinese tree shrew) is the source of this 660-nucleotide messenger RNA. It is a transcript of the gene LACRT, whose product is annotated as lacritin. Gene Ontology annotation, biological process: positive regulation of secretion; positive regulation of cell population proliferation; calcium-mediated signaling. The record is from RefSeq and is a predicted model, not a curated record. Gene Ontology annotation, cellular component: extracellular region; secretory granule. The coding region runs from base 60 to 590 and encodes 176 amino acids. Lineage: Eukaryota; Metazoa; Chordata; Mammalia; Scandentia; Tupaiidae. The transcript has 6 exons.
ACCUUAGUCACCUGACCCUCUGAGGAUACUGUCAUUACAUUCACUCCUCAUUAGAAAGCAUGAGAUUCACGGAUCUCCUCUUCCUGGCAGCUCUGGUUGGGACCCUGGUCUAUGCCCAAGAUGGCACCUCUGACCCUGCAGGGUCUGCUCCUAACCAAGAUUCUGUGACCUCUAAGGCUGAUGAGGUGACCUCAACUUCAGAAAAACCGACUUCAACUCAAGAGACAGUCACAACAACCCAGAAGACUUCAACAGUAGCUCCGACGACCAAACGCCCCCAGAGAAAGCAGAACCAAGUCCCCCAGAAAAAGCAGAACACCCUGCAUUCCAUAAUAGAAGCUACUGGCUCACAAGCACAGGCGGCUGCUAAAGAAGUAAAAGACAAAAUAAAUAGUGCCAUUCAGCAUGGGAUGCAAUUACAAAAAAACGUGGCAAAGACAGCUCACUCAGUAGCAAAGGAGGGCGCUGAAGAACUAGAAAACAGAAUAAAUGAAGUUGCUAGCCUUGGGGGAAAAUUCUUUACAGGUGGAGCUAACAUGCUAACAAACUUAAGGAAGCUUUCACAUAGAGCCCCAAAAAGCCGAAAAUAAUGAAAUCACUGGACUUAAACCCUUAAACACCCUGUAGCUCAGAGCUAUUAAAGUGAAAGCAUUCAACCUG